AUGAAUCCAGCAAAGCUGUCUCAGUCGUCUCUCUUCCAGGUUUAUCUUCGUCUUCGCCCCCCUGUCUCGCAGCAACAAGUUGACCAAGUCGAACGUUGCUUGACUGUCGACUAUCCUGAGACAAAGAACCAAACUCAGAAUGAACAGGAUGGAAUCCUGUCAUAUGGCCCUACUCACAUUACACUACAGCCUCCAAGCGAUGCGAGAAAGCGCGCAGUCGAGAAAUUCGGAUUUACCAAGGUCUUUGAGGAGUCCGCUUCCCAGCUGGACGUUUUCCGAGAUACUGGAUUGGAAUCCUUGAUCAGGGGAGUCCUUCUGGAAGGAAGAGAUGGACUUGUGGCUACAUUAGGAGUAACUGGAAGCGGAAAGAGCCACACCAUUCUAGGCUCGAAGACACAGAGAGGUCUCACUCAGAUGAGUCUCGACGUGAUCUUUAACUCAUUAACGUCGACGAUUAAGCAUCCCGACAAUUCCAUCCACCCUCUUCUCCUCUCCAGCGUCUCUGCGUCGGACCCCUCCGAGUCCCAGAUGUUUACAGCACAGACGUUCCUGGAAGCUGUAUAUGGUGACCCAAAUGCUGGCAGGAAUUCUCGAGCCCAGACUCCCAUGAGUUCUUCUCGAGCUCACACACCGAUGGCGGUAUGCUGUCCUUCCCCUACAUUCCCCUUGCAAAGAGCACAGAUCUCGCGACCUUGUAUCCCAGGGGCUUCCUAUUGCGUCCCAACUUUGCCCUUGACCCCCCAUGGAGAUCCUCCAACAACAUUGCGGCAUUUGGAUUCCCUGAAUUCAAGAGUUAGCCCUAUAAGGAUGGCCACAUUGAUGCCCCUUCAUACCCCGACCGCACAUUCACACACAUAUUCCAAGAUCGCCAAUAUACAAAAUGCUAAAUCAUCUUUUCAUGCGUUAAAGGAACCGAUGCCAGCCGUCAUUUUCCCCCGGCGUCAGCUGCCUCCACGUUCGAAUGCCCUGCCACGGUCCCCCGAUGUUAGCCAUCUAACUCUGGAGUUGAACCCUCACUCUGAAUAUAUUGUUCUGGUGUCCAUGUACGAAGUUUACAAUGACCGAAUUUUCGAUCUUUUAUCACCUGCCAUUGUCCCUGGUCAAGGAAGUGCUAUGUCGCGCCAAGGUGGAAAUGCCCAAAAAGACCGGCGACGGCCCCUCUUCUUCAAGUCCACAGAAGGGUCUCCCGAUCGAAAAGUCGUCGCAGGGUUGCGCAAGAUUGCCUGCAGCACCUACGAGGAGGCAUUGGCCAUCCUUGAGAUUGGUCUCACUGAGCGUAAGGUUACCGGCACUGGUGCCAACAGUGUCAGCUCGCGUAGUCACGGGUUCUUUUGUCUCGAGGUGAAGAGACGGAUGCGGAACAAGAGAACUGGUGAAGAGACAUGGAUUGGAAACACGCUCACGGUGGCGGAUCUUGCUGGUUCUGAACGCGCAAGGACCGCUAAAACGGCCGGCUCUACCCUUGCUGAAGCGGGAAAGAUCAACGAAAGUUUGAUGUAUCUUGGACAGUGUUUGCAGAUGCAAAGUGACAUCCAGGACGGGAAUAAGACUGCGCUUGUGCCAUUCAGGCAGUGCAAGCUCACAGAGCUGUUGUUCUCAAAUUCAUUCCCGUCCAGUCAGUCCGCGGGACCGACUCGUCACCCUCAGAAGGCCGUGAUGGUCGUGACUGCGGAUCCACUGGGGGAUUACAACGCUACCUCGCAAAUCUUGCGGUAUUCGGCACUGGCGCGGGAAGUCACGGUCCCUCGAGUACCGUCUACUUCGGAGUCCGUCCUGUCCAACUCUAUCGGAUCUUAUAAAGCCCUUAGCAGCGGGCGUAACUCUCCCAACAUGGUCGCAAAUGAGGAAGUUGAAAGUGCACUAGCUGAGAUUAAACGACUCACCAAAGAGAACAGUGGUCUGACGAUGCGACUCAAUGAAGAGGAGAUAAUGAGGGCUGAACUCGAAAUACGAUUGAAGUCUAGCGAAGAGCGCUGCCUGGAGAUCGAACAAGAAGUCCGUGAAGAAUGCUGGGCGGAAAUGGACGAAAGGAUGGAAGAGGAGAGGAGACGGUGGCAGACGGCCUUGGACGAACAGGCUGGCCAUAAUUAUGAGCACCUUGACAAGAAGAUCGAGCUUCUUUCUCGAGGAUUCCGGAUCUACGAAGACCCUGCCGCUUCCAAUGACGACAGGCCUGAGGAGCUUGAGUACGAGAAUGAGCGACUCCGGAGCAAGAUUGCAGCGUUGGAACGUGAGCUCACCAGCCAGUCGCCGACUAAGAGGUCCCAGUCCAAGAAAGCUCUCCGCUCAUCCCAUAAUUCCAACAUUCUUGGCCGGGAGAGUGACGUCGAGGUGGCGCUGCAACGAAUGGACCAGUUGAAACUCGCUGAUAGCAUGUUCUCUCCCACUACGCCGUCAGGCUCUCCGGGGAAAAAGCAGAGGAAGAUGGCCACUCGUCGAUGGGAUUUGGCACCUGAAGAAGACAUCUAG
Aspergillus tanneri is the source of this 2469-nucleotide messenger RNA. Its product is annotated as kinesin family protein. The transcript is spliced from 6 exons. Gene Ontology annotation, cellular component: microtubule; nucleus; kinesin complex. Bases 1 to 2469 code for a protein of 822 amino acids. Gene Ontology annotation, biological process: microtubule-based movement. Lineage: Eukaryota; Fungi; Ascomycota; Eurotiomycetes; Eurotiales; Aspergillaceae. The record is from RefSeq and is a predicted model, not a curated record. Gene Ontology annotation, molecular function: microtubule motor activity; microtubule binding; ATP binding.